Molecule: messenger RNA, 519 nt
Organism: Pediculus humanus corporis (human body louse)
Lineage: Eukaryota; Metazoa; Arthropoda; Insecta; Psocodea; Pediculidae
Product: Gonadal protein gdl, putative
Exons: 4
Coding region: 1-519 (172 amino acids)
Source: RefSeq, a predicted model, not a curated record
AUGGCGUUGAAUGCUAAUCAAUUACAAGAAAAAAUUUAUAUAUUACAUGAAAAACUACAGGAUUGGGCAAAAGAAUUACCGAUCCGGAUUCAGCAGCGUAUGUCUUGUGAACUCUUAGCAAAUUUAGCAAGUUAUUUACUUAAUGAUCCAACAAUAUUUGAAAUCGUUAAUAGUUUGUUAGAUAUACAACAUAUUAUUGAAAAAGAAUUAUUUUAUGAAAGAAUCGAACUGCAAAAAAAACAUAUCAUGGAACAUGAACUUUUACAGUCGAAAAAUUUAUCCACUGAUAAGUAUGAAAUUGAAAAAAGUUUAUUAAUGAAAAAACAUUCGGAAGAAUUAAAAGAUUUAGAUAUUAGAAUUAUUUUAAAAUUAGAUGAAAAGGUUGCAGAACAACAAAUGACAUUAGAAACAGCUGGUCUUCCUAGUUUUAAAGUUACUAAAAAUCCAUUAGAAAUUCAUUUUCAAAUGUGUUUGUUAGAUUUUAUUAUUAGAAGUGGAAAAUUAAUUUAUCAAAUUUAA